AUGCGUUGGCAAGUCACAACUAUUUUACUGUGUACCUAUGGAUUUCUCAAAGAAUUUCGUCCGUCAGAACCAUAUCUCUACGAAUAUGAGCACGUUACAUUAAAUAUAUCCGAGCACGUGUUAACUUCUCAAGUAUAUCCACUUUGGACCUACAGCUAUACGCUUUCGCUGAUACCGGUAUUUCUAAUUGCUGAUCUCAUCUUGUACAAAUCAAUGAUCAUCUUCGAAUCCUUAUCCUAUAUUGCUGUAUGGGUCAUGCUAGUAUUCUGCGGAUCGGUUCUUUCUCAACAAAUACUGGAAGUUUUCUAUGGUUUUGCUACUGCCACUGAAAUAGCGUAUUUUGCGUACAUUUACGUAAAAGUUUCUAAGGGAGAAUUCAAAAAGGUAACGACUUAUGUUCGUGGUGCUCUUCUGUUGGGUAGAUUUUUGUCUUAUGCAAUUGGCCAACUGCUUAUUCUCUUAAAAUGGGCAACAUAUUGGAGUCUAAACAUUAUUUCGUUGGUAUUUCUCUGUCUGUCGCUUAUUUUCGCAGCUUCGAUUCCAUCUGUUUCCUGGAAAAUGGCUUAUGAAAAGAAGUUAAGAGAAGGUACGAAAUCUGUGGACAGUGCGCCCACAUAUAAAAAGUUCGCAAUACUCCACUUUAAGACACUGACUGAAGAGCUAAGAAAAGUUUAUGGGAACACAUUCAUGAUGAAGUGGUCGAUGUGGUGGGCACUAGCGACUUGUGCCUAUUUUCAGGUUGGGAAUUAUGUACAAACACUCUGGGGUGCAGUUAUUGAUGUGAGUGAUGUCGACGUCUACAAUGGACUUACAGAGGCACUUUGCCCACUAGUAGCCCUUCCUGCAGUGCUUCUCACAAGACAUCUUGUCGUUAACUGGUCUAAGUGGGGAGAAUUGUGUCUGGCUGCCUGUUCAUUUGUUGACUGUGCUAUUCUUUUGUUGAUGUCACAGACGGAUAAUCUUAUUAUCAUGUACAUUGGAUACAUCCUAUACCAUCUUCUUUAUGAGACCAUGAUUACCAUCGCACAAUUCAAUUUGGCUUGUGCUUUGGAGAACGACUCGUAUGGUCUCAUAUUUGGGAUAAAUACAUUUGUCGCUCUUGUAUUACAAGCGAUACUCACACUUAUCGUCACUUCUCCUGCUGGCCUAGCGCUCACCAUUAGACCUCAGGUAUUCUAA
Molecule: messenger RNA, 1179 nt
Organism: Angiostrongylus costaricensis
Lineage: Eukaryota; Metazoa; Nematoda; Chromadorea; Rhabditida; Metastrongylidae
Source: the annotation of a GenBank genome assembly